GGGACCGGUAACUAUCCGCCAUGUCUGUCAGUGACCGGGGCGCCGGGUCUUAUCGUUCUGGGAGAGGGCUGCUCUGUGCCCGGUAAUGGUGCUGACACUGGGCGGGGAGAAGAUGCCAGGUGCUGAGUGUUUCCUGAAGGUUACUUUGGAUUUCACCUAACUGAGAAGCAAAUAUUAGCCUUCAGAGGACUGGGGAGGACACAUUACUGGAGACUGAGGACACCAUGGCUAGCAGGGGAAGUACAAGGGCUAAUGGAGUCAGCCAGACGAAAAUCUGCCAGUUCAAACUGGUGUUGCUUGGAGACAUGGCUGUAGGAAAAUCCAGUCUUGUGCUGAGGUUUGUCAAGGGUCAGUUCGAUGAGUUUCAGGAAACCACCAUUGGAGCUGCUUUCUUGGCUCAGUCUGUAUGUCUCGAUGACACAACGGUGAAAUUUGAAAUCUGGGACACUGCUGGACAGGAAAGAUACCACAGUCUCGCCCCCAUGUACUACAGAGGAGCACAGGCAGCCAUUGUGGUGUUUGAUAUCACUAAACCGGAAACCUUUGACCGGGCAAAAGCAUGGGUUAAAGAAUUACAGCGGCAAGCCAGUCCGAACAUUGUGAUUGCCUUGGCUGGUAAUAAGUCAGACUUAUCAGAGAAGAGGAUGGUGGAAUUGGAGGAAGCUCAGGCGUAUGCCGAAGACACUGGACUGUUAUUCAUGGAAACCUCAGCAAAAACUGCAAUGAAUGUAAACGAGUUGUUUCUAGCAAUUGCAAAGAAAAUGCCCAAAUCAGAUGCCCAAAACCCAAGUCAUGCUGCCCGCAACAGAGGUGUAAAUCUCCAGGGAUCAGACCAGCAGCCUAGGAGUGGGUGCUGCAGCAAUUGAUCCCCAGAAAAGCCAGAACAAGCCUCUUCAGUAUGCAUUUUCUACGCAGAUUAUUGUGAACGCAGUCUAGGAAGCCGCCUCUGUAUCUCUACAGCUGGUGGGAAUUUGUUUGGCUUAUGUUUAUAUUUUUUUUCUUUUUAUCAUAGUGUUAAAAGUAAAAAAAAAAGUAAAAAAACAACACAAAACGGUAAAAAUAGAAAUCGACUCCAUUGUUGAAACACACAACUCUACAAGGAAACUGUUGUAGUCCCUUCCCUUGCUGGACGGUUGACAGUAUGAUGUGUUCUAUGCUUUUCUCGAAGCAUGUCCAGUUGACUGUUAAUAACCUGCUGUCACCAUAGUAAGUCUUUAAAAUACACGGACCUCUGUUGUCUGCACCAAGAAUACAUCUGAAGCAAUAUUAUACAAGCCUUUAAGGAAAUCAUCUGCGAUCUGCAUGUAGCUGAACCUGGACAGUUGUGAAGCUGAUAGACUAUAUUCAGCGCUAAUGACCUGUAAAAUGAAAUGUACAGUUUUACAAAGAAAAAAUCCUUGAAGCUGUGUGUAUGAUUGGCCUCUGCCGAUUAGAAGACUUACUGUAUCUCGGCACCACCCCCCCCCCUUUAAUAUGGCUGUUCUGUUACUUUGUGUGAUUGGCCUCCCCUCCUCGGCAGAAGAACAAAACACUGUGGACCUCUUGCACUUUACCUUCCAUCCAUUUAUAUUUAUCCUGAAAAAACAACACAGAUUUUUCAGCCCCCUCGUCCCCCUCCCCCCGCAACACCCGUGUAUAUUAUUCUCCACAAAGUGAUAGAACAUGCUCUGAGCAUAACUUUUGUAUUUGCACCUUCAGAUAAUGUUUUACUUGAAUCCUAAAAUAUUGAUUUUUAAUGUAACAUUAAAGCAAAGUAAAUCUGAA
Messenger RNA from Bufo bufo (common toad), 1764 nucleotides. RefSeq names its product ras-related protein Rab-5B-like. Bases 225 to 866 code for a protein of 213 amino acids. Gene Ontology annotation, molecular function: GTP binding; GTPase activity. Lineage: Eukaryota; Metazoa; Chordata; Amphibia; Anura; Bufonidae. The transcript is spliced from 6 exons. The record is from RefSeq and is a predicted model, not a curated record.